AUGGACGACGAAGACGAGAUCCACUCCAAUCCAUCACCGUUGAGCGGAUCUCCGGUGUCAUCGCCGGGAGCAAUUGGUCGGAUUUCGGUGACGGUUGCGGCGCCUGCACCGCAAGAACAGCCGGUGGUGAACAGCUAUGCAUUAGCGCUUCCGAUUCAGAAUCAGGCCAGAGGAAGCAACGGUGGAGGGAGGGAGGAUUGCUGGAGCGAAGGUGCGACGGCGGUGCUGAUCGAAGCGUGGGGAGAGAGGUAUCUUGAAUUGAGCAGAGGGAAUCUGAAGCAGAAGCAUUGGAAGGAGGUGGCGGAGAUCGUUAACGGGAGAGAGGAUUAUUUGAAGGCGCCGAAAACUGAUAUUCAGUGUAAGAAUCGGAUCGAUACAGUUAAGAAGAAGUACAAAUCGGAGAAAGCUAAGAUCGCUGCCGGAGGUGGCGUUGCAGCCAGUAAAUGGCCGUUUUACGAUCGAUUAGAACACCUGAUCGGUCCAACCGCCAAGGUCACCGGCGUCACAGGUGCCAGCACUUCCGGAAACAGUAAUUUGCCACCGCAAAAAGUUCCGUUCGGAAUUCCGGUAAAUCUUCGCCCUGGCAGCGUUGCGAAUCAGUUUAAUAAUUCUCAAAAGAAAAAUCAGAAGCAACAGCCACAUCCACAGGUUCAGUUGAAUUACCAGAAGGUUCAGCUCCGACCCCGAGCUCCGGCAGUGGAUUCUGAUAAUUCAUCGGACAGAGAAGCGUUAUCGCCAGUUUCAAGUGACAGUUUACCGCCGGAGAGUCACGAGAAGAAGAGGGCGAAAGUGAAUCCAACUGGUGGAGAAGGGAGAACCAAAGGAAAAGGUUGGGGAAGUGCGGUGAGGGAAUUGACUCAGGCGAUUGUGAAAUUCGGUGAAGCUUAUGAACAAGCAGAGACAUCGAAGUUGCAGCAGGUAGUGGAGAUGGAGAAACAGAGGAUGAAGUUUUCUAAGGAUUUGGAGUUGCAGAGAAUGCAGUUUUUCAUGAAAACACAGUUGGAGAUUUCACAGCUCAAGCUUGGAAGAAGAAAAGGUGUUACUGGUAAUGGUAACCCUAGCAAUCAUCAUAACAACAUCAAUGAAAACAUCAACAACAACAACCAUAACAAUAAUAGUGACACUGAAUGA
Messenger RNA from Lathyrus sativus (Indian pea), 1131 nucleotides. The record is from the annotation of a GenBank genome assembly. NCBI's taxonomy places the organism in Eukaryota, Viridiplantae, Streptophyta, Magnoliopsida, Fabales, Fabaceae.